AUGUCUCUGGAGGAGUCUUUCGUUAUAACCCCAGAGGACAGUAGGGUUUUGGUCCUGAAUGUUUCCAGAGCGAUUUGGGACUCCACAGGAGAGCCGCACCAGUACAACGUCUGGCUCCCUGGAAUCGGAAUCGCCGCCAUCUACGGAGUUAUCAUUAUCGUGGGUCUCGUGGGAAAUGUCACUUUAAUGAAGACAUGUCUGUCGGUGAAGUCCAUGCGGACAGUGCCAAACUUGUUCCUAUCCAGUCUGGCUCUGGGGGACCUGCUGCUGCUGGUGACCUGCGCCCCAGUGGACGCCAGCCGCUACCUGGUGGACGAGUGGCUCUUCGGCCGCGUUGGAUGCAAACUGAUCCCGUUCAUCCAGCUCACCUCGGUGGGAGUCUCCGUGUUCACCCUCACUGCUCUCUCCGCUGACCGGUACAAAGCUAUAGUAAAACCGCUGAACAUUGACAGGUCCAGCGCUAGACUCAGCAUCUGUUUACGAGUGGGGGUGAUCUGGCUGCUCUCUGUGACUCUGGCGAUUCCUGAAGCCGUCUUCUCCGACCUGCACACCUUCACCACCAGCCAUACCAAUGAAACAUUUGUGACCUGUGCGCCCUACCCCCACGCUGGGGAACUGCACCCAAAAAUCCACUCCACUGCCUCCUUCCUCAUCUUCUACAUCAUACCACUCUUCAUCAUAUGUAUCUACUACUGCUUCAUCGCUCGCAGUCUGGUCAGGAGCUCUGUGGACAUCCCUGCUGAAGGACACCUGCACCUCCAGAGACAGAUCAAGUCCAGAAAACGACUGGCCAAAACUGUGCUCGUGUUUGUCGGCUUGUUUGCUGUCUGUUGGCUGCCCAGUCAUGUGAUCUACCUGUACCGCUCCUAUCACUACGACCAGGUUGACACAUCGCUGGGCCACUUCCUCGCAAGCGUGUGUGCUCGCAUUUUGGCCUUCACCAACUCCUGUGUGAACCCAUUUGCCCUCUACCUGAUGAGCAAAAGCUUCAGCAAACACUUCAACAAGCAGCUCCUGUGCUGCACUUCUCCCAGACGGUUGUACAGUCAGAACAGUGGGAGUACAAACAUAACCACGGUCUGAAAGCACGUGUGUUUCCAUGAACUUCA
Micropterus dolomieu (smallmouth bass) is the source of this 1109-nucleotide messenger RNA. Its product is annotated as gastrin-releasing peptide receptor-like. The transcript is spliced from 3 exons. The record is from RefSeq and is a predicted model, not a curated record. Gene Ontology annotation, biological process: G protein-coupled receptor signaling pathway. NCBI's taxonomy places the organism in Eukaryota, Metazoa, Chordata, Actinopteri, Centrarchiformes, Centrarchidae. Gene Ontology annotation, cellular component: membrane. Gene Ontology annotation, molecular function: G protein-coupled peptide receptor activity. Bases 1 to 1083 code for a protein of 360 amino acids.